This is a messenger RNA of Aspergillus pseudonomiae, 1379 nucleotides long. Its product is annotated as putative mitochondrial folate carrier protein Flx1. The coding region runs from base 342 to 1358 and encodes 338 amino acids. Gene Ontology annotation, cellular component: mitochondrion. Gene Ontology annotation, molecular function: FAD transmembrane transporter activity; folic acid transmembrane transporter activity. Gene Ontology annotation, biological process: folate import into mitochondrion; nucleotide transport. The record is from RefSeq and is a predicted model, not a curated record. Lineage: Eukaryota; Fungi; Ascomycota; Eurotiomycetes; Eurotiales; Aspergillaceae. The transcript has 3 exons.
UUUUUUUUAUUUAUAUCAGGGUACUUUCUGAUGAUGAACAUAUAUGACUGUGCUUCGGUCUGUAGAAGUUGACUGUCAAGCGCUAGGUGAAUAAGCAUGAGCGGAAUACUACGAGGAAAAAGGACUUCUUGGAUAACCGACAGACCCUGGGCCUUCCGACCAUUCCUUAAUCGAAUGAAUUGACUGGACAUGUGUCUAAAUUAAAUCGCAGCCAAUUCGCCGUUGGUCUGAGAAAGGUCCUUGUUAUCUAUAAAUUGAUUACUUCCUGAUCUAGGCGUGAACAGGCAAUAUCCGCCGCCGAACUGUAAUCGAUACGCGGGCCGAGGGAGACGAAAAAGUCGAUGACGGAACCAACCAUCCGUCACUCUACCAAGCUAUACGAACGCAACCCAGGGAGGAGUAACAAAAGGUUCAUGAACGGGCAGGAUGGCUUGUCGUCAUCCUUUGUGGAGAGCGUAGCGGGGUUCACGGCUGGAAUUGUUUCUACUUUGUGUCUCCAUCCCUUGGAUUUGAUCAAAACUCGACUGCAAGUUGACCGAUCCUCAUCCUCUCGAGUGGGCGGUUCGCUUCGCGUCGUCCGCGGUAUAUACCAGAAUGAAGGCGGCAUCAGAGCGUUCUACCGGGGACUGACGCCCAAUAUCAUCGGCAACUCGACCAGCUGGGCCCUUUAUUUCUUGUGCUAUGGCAAUAUCAAGACUGCAAUGCGUACUUGGCGCAGCUCUCGGGAGGAAGAGCUUACAUCCUCCGAUUAUUUUCUUGCCUCGGGGGCCGCUGGCAUGCUGACAUCUAUCUUGACAAAUCCUAUCUGGGUCAUUAAGACUCGUAUGUUAUCGACUAGUUCUAGGACGCCCGGAGCGUAUGCAUCUUUCACCACUGGUGCCUCACAGAUAUAUAAUCAAGAGGGUAUUCCAGGCUUCUAUCGUGGUCUUCUUCCAGCUCUUUUUGGAGUAAGCCAUGGCGCGCUCCAGUUCAUGGCUUAUGAAAAGUUGAAACUGCACCGGAUCAAGACAUCAUCUGCGACGAUGUCUAGCGAUGGCUAUGCGGGAUCAACACAAGUGCGGUGGCGAGGACUCGGUAACCUAGAUCUCUUCAUCAUCUCUAGUCUCUCGAAAAUAUUCGCCGGGGUUGUCACAUAUCCAUACCAAGUGUUGCGGUCCCGGUUGCAAACUUAUGAUGCUCAUCUUAUGUACCGGGGGGUUCGAGAUGCGGCUUUGCAGAUCUGGGCCAGAGAGGGAGUGGCCGGUUUCUACAAGGGUCUGGGGCCAAAUAUAUUGCGGGUGCUGCCAAGUACAUGGGUCACAUUUUUGGUGUAUGAGAACACCCGAGCAUAUUUACCCGAACUGAUAUCACGCGCAUAGUGCGCUUCCAUCUUUUUUUUU